AUGAACGAGUGGGCUCGACCAUUCAAUCUCGGUCAAAUCUCCGUCCCGGCAGCUGUCAUACGGCCUAAGGAUGCCAACGAAGUAGCCAGUAUCGUCAAAUGUGCUCUAAAACACAACAAAAAAGUCCAGGCAAAGGCCGGAGGUCACUCUUUUGCAAAUCAUGGAAUGGGAGGUGAAGACGGGGCUAUUUCUGUUGACCUUCACCAUCUCCAGUAUGUCUCGGUAAACUCAGUAGACCCUUCACAAAGCAUCCGUGUUGGCGGUGGUACAAGACUGGGCCAAAUCGACGAGCAGCUCCGCCCCUAUGAGAGAGCCAUUCCUCAUGGAGCAUGCUAUGGUAUUGGGAUUGGAGGUCAUGCGACAGUAGGCGGCCUCGGCUCAAUGUCGCGAAUGUGGGGAACCACUUUGGACCACGUCGAAGAGGUCGAAGUUGUCACGGCAAACGGCACAAUUGUGCGCGCCAAUGGCCGUCAGAACUCCGACUUGUUCUUUGCACUUAGGGGAGCUGGCGCCAGCUUUGGCAUAGUUACCGAGUUUGUUAUGCGAACACAACGUACCCCACGGGAAGUGCUACAUUACAGUCACGACCUCCAGUUCAAACAGUUCAACGAUUUGGUCGACGUUUACUUUGACUGGCAAACACUAAUCGCCGAUCCGCGCCUCGAUCCCCGUUUCGGUUCUGCGUUUUUCUUCACUUCUGAUGGCGCCCGGAUUUCGACAAUGUGGUACGGCACCGAAGAAGAUAUGCGCCAGUCUGGAAUUCUCGAUAAGCUGCCUUCCACCGGCGCCAAAAUUUCCGUCCACCAAGGAGACUGGGAGUUCUCACUGGCCAUGAAUGCUGAAGUAGAGUCACGUCACAUACCGAAUGUGUCAAACAACCUUUAUUCCAAGGGUCUUGGAUUCACUCAAGCAGACCUCUUGCCAAAAAAAGCCAUUGCUGAUCUCUUUGAGUUGCUGGAAUCUCAACACCAGGGAUCCGGGCCGUGGUCCAUUAAGUUUGAAGCAGCUGGCGGGGCAAUAUCGAAAACCCCCCUGACUGCCACAGCAUACGCGCAUCGCGAUAAGUUUAUGUUCUACCAGUCAUACUCUACCGACAAUAUGGUGACGAGGAAUCUCCUGGAAAAAUAUCACAGAAGGAUGUUGAACAGUCUUCCCAGCAACACUCCGAGUACUUACCCCGGAUUUGCCGACCCGGAACUGAGAGAUCCGCAGAGGAUGUACUGGGGAGCUAACCUGUGUACUUUGGAGGAAAUAAAGACUACCUGGGACCCCCUGGAUGUUUUCCAUAACCCCCAGAGCGUCCGUCUCAAGUCACCAUAG
Messenger RNA from Colletotrichum truncatum, 1320 nucleotides. RefSeq names its product berberine bridge enzyme. Gene Ontology annotation, molecular function: FAD binding; oxidoreductase activity. The record is from RefSeq and is a predicted model, not a curated record. Lineage: Eukaryota; Fungi; Ascomycota; Sordariomycetes; Glomerellales; Glomerellaceae.